This is a messenger RNA of Penicillium brasilianum, 1437 nucleotides long. NCBI's taxonomy places the organism in Eukaryota, Fungi, Ascomycota, Eurotiomycetes, Eurotiales, Aspergillaceae. The record is from the annotation of a GenBank genome assembly.
AUGAUUAAGCGCCUUCAAGGCCCUAAGACAGAACGAGAAAUGCCUCUUCUUCGCUUUCCUGAUGAAUUGCUCCUCGUCGUUGCAGACUUUCUAGAGGUCGAAGGAGACAUUAACUCAAUGGCGAAAACCAAUCAGCGGUUUUACUCUCUUCUGAAUUCGUACCUAUAUCGACGGAAUUCACUUGAAUAUGGAAGUUCGGCGCUGUUGUGGGCAGCUCAACAAGGCAGCGACGCAACGGCCCGAAGAUGCGUUUCACAAGGAGCGGAUGUUAUGGCGAUUGAUAGCGUCGGCCGAACACCGUUAACCUGGGCUGCGCGGAACGGCCACGAGGGGGUAGUGAAGCUGUUGCUGGCAACUGGGCGGGUGGAUGUUGACUCAAAGAAUAAUAACGGUGGAGAGACACCGCUGUGCUGGGCUGCACGGAGCGGCCACGAGGGGGUGGUGAAGCUGUUGCUGGCGACUGGGCGGGCGGAUGUCAACUCAAAGACCAGCUUCUCGCAGUAUACACCGCUGUCUCUAGCUGCCCAGAGGGGCCACGAGGGGGUAGUGAAGAUAUUACUAGCGACUAGGCUGGUGGAUGUGGACUCAAAGGAUAACAAUGGAGUGACACCGCUAGCCAUAGCUGCGUGGAACGGCCACGGUGGGGUGGUGAGGCUGUUGCUAGCGACUGGGCAGGUGGAUAUUGACUCAAAGGAUAACGGUGGAGAGACACCGCUAGCCAUGGCUGCACGGAAUGGCAACGAGGGGUUAGUGAAGCUUUUGCUGGCGACUAGGCAGUUGGAUGUGGACUCGAAGGACAGCAGAGGAAAGACACCUCUGUCCCACGCGGCGAAACUAGGAAGUGAAGGGGCAGUAAAGCUGUUACUAGCGACUGGGCAGGUGGAUGUUGACUCAAAGGAUAACGGUGGAGUGACACCGCUAGCCAUGGCGGCGUGGAAUGGCCACGAGGGGGUGGUAAGGCUGUUAUUAGCGACUGGGCAGGUGGAUGUGGACUCAAAGGACUUGGAUGGUUCCACGCCAUUAUCUCGGGCUGCACGCAACGGCAAAGAGGAGGUAGUGAAGCUGUUGCUAGCGACCGGGCAAGUGGGUGUCGACUUAAAAGAUAAUAAUGGAAGAACACCACUGUCCGGGGCGGCGCGCUUGGGCCGUGAAAAGGUAGUAAAGCUGUUACUAGCGACUGGGCAGGUGGAUGUGGACUCGAAGGACAACAGAGGAAAGACACCGCUGUCCCAGGCGGCGGAACUGGGCCGUGAAGGGGUAGUAAAGCUAUUACUAGCUACUGGGCAGUUAGAUGUGGACUCAAAGGAUAACGAUGGAGUGACACCGCUAGCCAUAGCUGUGUGGAGGGGCCAUAAGGGGGUAGUGAGGCUGUUGCUAGCGACUGGGCAGGUGGAUGUGGACUCAAAGGGCCCGGACGGUUAUAUGCUAUUAUCUUAG